ACCUAACUAACAAUUUGAAAAGAAAAUUAGUUUGGUACAUGUGAAAUUGCCUGUUCAAAAUCAGUAUUUGCUUUUGAUGUGGUUUUGUUCUAAACACUUAGCAUUUUACAUACAGUUGUAAAAUCAGUCAGGGAGAGUAGCUCAGAGGGAUUGUGGCGCCAAACAUGAGAAAAGUUCUGUAUUCCAGUAGAGCCUCAGCUUUGGGGACUUUAACUCAAGGUCACCUGCAGGCGUCAGAGGGCAACAGCAUGAUAAAUAUCUAGAAAAUGUUACAUUUUGCAGAAGGAUAAGGAAAAACUGGGAUUUUUUUUUUUUCUAUGGAAAAAAGCACUGGGGAAAAGGGGGCAGGGAAUAUUGAAACAAGAGGGAAUGAGUCCCAUAUUGAUUAGGACAGGCCUAUUAAUAGUGGCCAUAAGCUGCAGCAGGGAAGCUGUUGAUUAUGCAUUGAAAAGAUCUGUCUGGAAUACAGUAAGAACAAACCGCUUGGGGGAGCGUGAACUCUUCCAGCACUACAUUUUUAUUUUUUUUAAUUUUUUUUUUUCCCCCUGAACAGUUGUAAACCAGCUCUGCUGAAUCAUUAGAGUAUCUGUCUGAGGCAGGGGUGGAUUAGAUAACCUCUUGGGGCUGCUUUUGUGAGAUAUGUCGCUGUUUUCUUAUGAACGCCUCUUUAAAAUCACCAAGGGGUUUAGCUGACACAAACGCGCUGUCUCCAGGUUUUCUGCCAUGUCAGCAGAAGGAAGAUGAAAACAGCUCAGUGACUGGAAAAGAGAUGUGCCCCUUACAGCCUGGCACACAAGUGGGCUGCUGGCCGUGCUGGGGCACAGGUCCACAGCUUGCCAAGCACCCGGGACAACAGGCUGGGCUCCCUGCAGGACAGAGAGAAACCCCCAAUGGAGAGAACAUCUUGAACCCCCAAGUUCUUUUGCACAGAGUGAGCAGCUUGGUGGCAAAAGCAAACGGUGUCCUGUGAGUUGGGCCCUAACUUGGGGCACAUCAGAUGGGUGCUGGGCUUCUGCAGCAUUACCCUGCUGGGGUGAAUAUGAAUUCCUGGCUAAACUCUUCUUCUUUUUUUUUUAAAGAAGUAAGAUUCUCUACAGUUUUUAUGCUGAGGAUGACGUUUCAUCAUUUUGGCAGAGCGAAGAUACUUCCAUCCUUUCUGCUGUUUCUCUCCGAAGGAUGCACUUCACACCAAUCUUCGGAUCAGCGGCGAGGCUUGGUGCUGGCACCACCAUCGUGUGACCUCCUCCACCAGCGAGACGCGGAGACACGCUGCCCAACAACUUCUCUGUGCCUUCCCAGCCUCUUCCAGUCCUGCGUCCUGCCAACCAGAGGCUGGGAUGACACGGUCCCCUCGCCCUCACGGUGCCCAGGGGAUCACGCUCUGCCGGGAAUCCACCUGGGCCAACACAAUUUGUUUAACGGGGAAGAGAAGGCGCAUCUCUGCCAGCUCCCCACCAGCGGCCUGUUUAUUGCCCAGCCUUCGAUAUUUGUCCUUCGGAAGCUGCAGCGCUGGGAAACACUGCCUGUUCCCGCAGCUUUCCCGGCAUUAAUCUCAGACCCGAGGGCCGAUCGUUGCCGCCCUCAAUCCGGAGAGGCUGGUUCCGCGGCUGCGGGCCCGGACCUCGGCCCCGCUGCCCUUCCCCGGAAUCUCCCGGGCCUACCGGAGCGGGGCCGGGCCUAAGGCCUCCCGCCGGCGCCGCCCGGUCGCCAUGGCGAGGCGGAGGCGGGGCGCGGCGAGCUGGGCCCGCGGGGCCGCCGUAGAAAGGGGCCGGGGCGCGGCCUUGCAGGGAGGAUGGAACCACCGGCGGUGCCGGCUGCCACCUUCGAGCGGUGGGUGGUGCGGAGCGGCGCGGAGCACCAUUACCUGCGGGUCCGCCUGGAGCUGCCGGACGGCGGGGCCCGGCCGAACGUGGCGCAGUUCAAGCAGCUGGUGGUGUCGGCGCUGAGGGAGCUGCACGGAGAGGUUGGAGCAGCUUUACCUGUUGAUGUCUUAACAUACGAGGAAAAAACUCUGUCUGCUAUAUUAAGAGUUAUUAGCAGUGGCCUUGUCAAGCUGUGGAGUGCUCUAACGUUGCUGGGUUUCUACCAGAACAGGAGGUGUGCCUUUCGAGUUCUGCAGACAUCUCCAUUUCUUCUUGCUUUAUCUGCGAACAGCAGAGAACUAGUCUUGGACUGAAUGCAGUUGUUGGUUUGGUUGUACAAAGCAGAAGUUGCUUGAGAUGUUGCAGCCGUUCAAGUAUGGAAUUUCUGGACGGGAUUUCCGACAAAGAACCUUGACAAAGCUAACCCUUAUCAGCUCGCUGCUUGGACGUCCCGUACUUCAGAGUUUACACAUAAAAGUUGGAGACAAAGCUGAACUUACCAAAGCUUUUACACAGAAUGAUGUUGUUACUUUUUCUGAUUUAACAGGUGACACAAAUCCUUUGCAUUUAAAUGAAGAUUUUGCAAAGAAAUCUAGGUUUGGGAGAACUAUUGUGCAUGGAGUUUUGAUCAAUGGACUCAUUUCUGCAGUUCUGGGUACUAAAAUGCCUGGUCAAGGUUGUGUAUUUCUCUCUCAGGAGAUCCGAUUUCCAGCUCCUCUGUAUGCUGGAGAAGAAGUCACAGCUGCAGCGGAAGUUACACGACUGAAGGGUUCUAUUGCACACAUUUCAGUGUCGUGUAAAGUCAAAGGAAGUGGGAAGACUGUUAUGGAAGGACUGGUGAAAGUGAUGGUGUCAGACAGUUAGAGCUGUUGUUCCUCUGCUGCUGUUUUAUAAAGGUCAGAAGUGUA
Calidris pugnax (ruff) is the source of this 2770-nucleotide messenger RNA. RefSeq names its product ribonuclease P/MRP 14kDa subunit (gene RPP14). Gene Ontology annotation, cellular component: ribonuclease P complex. The record is from RefSeq and is a predicted model, not a curated record. Gene Ontology annotation, biological process: tRNA 5'-leader removal. The transcript is spliced from 5 exons. The coding region runs from base 1793 to 2176 and encodes 127 amino acids. NCBI's taxonomy places the organism in Eukaryota, Metazoa, Chordata, Aves, Charadriiformes, Scolopacidae.